GAGGCGCCGCCAUCGCGGCGCACGGGGGCCCCAGCGGACACCUGCACCGACGACCCCGCAGUAGCCCAGCUCAUGCAGACCGCCCGUCGGGUGGAGGCCUGCGCCCCGUGCCCUGCCCCGCGCAGGGCGCGCGAACACGUCGCCGCUGGUUUCUGCCUGGUAUCGCUGUAUGCCGACGGAGGCCAGGACAACGCGGGGCCUCUUUCGCCUGGCCCCUGCCUUGCCGCCGCUGCGCGCGGUGGCGCAGCGAUCACUUGUCUUUGCGCGGGCGCCGACGUCGACAUUGACCGCUCGCCGAUUCUGCAGGGCGCCAUCCGCCUCGGCUGGACCAACGUAGCCUCAGGCUAUCCGGGCGAGCGCGAUCGCACUUUCGGCCAGCACAAAG
Molecule: messenger RNA, 385 nt
Organism: Prorocentrum cordatum
Lineage: Eukaryota; Dinophyceae; Prorocentrales; Prorocentraceae
Source: the annotation of a GenBank genome assembly